AUGCACGUGGAUGGGGAGGAAUCUAGGAAAAGAAAAAUAAAGCUGCCAGGAACUCCUAGUGAUAAAACUUCGGAGUGUGAGACAUCAAAAUCACUGACCUCUGACGCCUUUUUGGACAAAGAGUCUACAGCUGUAGAGAAGACGAUGAGGCCUCUUAACAGACUGAAUAUUCAUUCUGCAUUCUGGAUUUUGGCAUCAAUAGCUGUGACAUACUACUUUGAUUUUUUAAAAAAUAUUAAAGAAACUAUGCAAGCAGAUAGCUGGUGGCUUUCCUGUGGCACUUGUUUAUUGGCUGCAUGUUUAUCUGUUGCCUUUUACUGCAUACUGUAUCUUGAGUGGUACUGUGGAAUUCAGGACUAUGAUGAACAGUACCCUGCACUGAUUCCUAUCACAACAGCUACCUUUAUAGCAGCAGCAAUUUGUUUCAAUGUUGCCUUGUGGCCUGUCUGGUCAUUUUUUACACCUGUGUUGCUCUUCAUUCAGUUUAUGGGUGUUGUGAUGCUUGUGUCACUCCUGGGAUAAACCCUUCAGCUUCAUGUGAAGGACUCAAGUAACUGUAAUCCUGCAAAGUGUAUGUCACUUUUGUUACAUUCCAGUACUUCUGUUGUUUCUAAUACUGGCUCUUUGCUCUAACUAAUACAGUAAUUCUUAAUCUACUUGAUGUAUGAAUCAAUGGACAUAACCAUAGGAAAAAGCAACUGAUUAGUUGGAUUAAUUGGAAGAUAGAUAGGUUUUACAUCUCUUAGUAACAUGAGGCCUUUCAUUUUGUAAAGCUUUGUAAAGCUUCUAUUUAUAUUUGAAUAUUAAACACAUGAGUAGUAAGUAAUAGCACCAUAGAAUAGUUAGUGUUGAAAGGGACCUGUAAAUAUUAUCUCUGGGGGCCUCAGAGGUCACCUAAUUGAACUUCCUGCUCAAAUCAUGUUGUUUGAUUUGGAAGUAAGUGAUACUUAAAUCAAGUGUUGUGGGGUUUUAAUACUAUAUUCUUUCCAUUUGAAUUGACAGGUAAAAUACUGUUAUCUGGAACCUGUGUUUGUACUUGUAAACUUACUUACAGGAGACAUUUCUUUAUCUGUUAAAUUUCUACUGUUAUAUAUGUUACCAUGUAGGAAAUACUUUAUUAUCUAAUGUCUUGAGUUCAGAUCUGCUAGUGUUUA
Messenger RNA from Cyanistes caeruleus (blue tit), 1154 nucleotides. NCBI's taxonomy places the organism in Eukaryota, Metazoa, Chordata, Aves, Passeriformes, Paridae. The record is from RefSeq and is a predicted model, not a curated record.